AUGCUGAGAGGGAGCUGCAGGGACCCCCAGAAGAAGCCACAGGAGACUCAGGACUCAAGACCCAGAAACAUGAGGCUCGCAGGACAAGAGACAGCUGGCCAGCUACAGGUGACCCUGCUGCCCACACCCAACGGCAGUGGGUUGAGCCAGGAGUUUGAAGACCACUGGCCGGAGAUCCCAGAGAGGUCCCCGUGUGUGGCCGGGGUCAUCCCUGUCAUCUACUACAGCGUCCUGCUGGGCCUAGGGCUGCCUGUCAACCUCCUGACCACAGUGGCGCUGGCCCGCCUUGCCGCCAGGACCAGGAAGCCCUCCUACUACUACCUCCUGGCACUCACGGCCUCGGAUAUCGUCACCCAGGUGGUCAUCGUGUUCGUGGGCUUCCUCCUGCAGGGAGCCGUGCUGGCCCGGGAGGUGCCCCAGGCCGUGGUGCGCACAGCCAACAUCCUGGAGUUUGCCGCCAACCACGCCUCAGUCUGGAUUGCUGUCCUGCUCACAAUCGACCGGUACAGCGCCCUGUGCCACCCCCUGCGCCAUCGGGCCACCUCGUCCCCAGGCCGGACCCGCCGGGCCAUUGCCGCUGUCCUCGGUGCUGCCCUGCUGACCGGCAUCCCCUUCUACUGGUGGCUGGACGUGUGGAGGGACGCGGACCCUCCCAGCACACUGGACGAGGUCCUCAAGUGGGCUCACUGCCUCAUCGUCUAUUUCAUCCCUUGUGGCGUUUUCCUGGUCGCCAACUCAGCCAUCGUCUGCCAGCUACGGAGGCGGGGCCAGAGCGGGCCAUGGCCCCGGGUGGGCAAGAGCACCGCCAUCCUCCUGGGCGUCACCACACUCUUCGCCCUCCUUUGGGCACCCCGGAUCUUUGUCAUGCUCUACCACCUGUACGUGGCCCCAGUCUACCGGGAUUGGAGGGUCCACCUGGCCUUGGAUGUGGCCAACAUGGCGGCCAUGCUCAACACCGCAGUCAACUUUGGCCUCUACUCCUUUGUCAGCAAGACUUUCCGGGCCACUGUCCGAGAGGUCAUCCAUGACGCCCACCUGCCCUGCAUCCUGGGGUCACGGCCAGUGGGCACAGUGGCGGAGCCUGUGCUGAAGCCUCCAGGACUCCCCAAAGGGGCAGAAUUGUAG
This is a messenger RNA of Hippopotamus amphibius kiboko, 1125 nucleotides long. RefSeq names its product G protein-coupled receptor 142 (gene GPR142). Lineage: Eukaryota; Metazoa; Chordata; Mammalia; Artiodactyla; Hippopotamidae. Gene Ontology annotation, cellular component: membrane. Gene Ontology annotation, biological process: G protein-coupled receptor signaling pathway. Gene Ontology annotation, molecular function: G protein-coupled receptor activity. The record is from RefSeq and is a predicted model, not a curated record.